Zymoseptoria tritici IPO323 is the source of this 1200-nucleotide messenger RNA. RefSeq lists its product as uncharacterized. Bases 1 to 1200 code for a protein of 399 amino acids. The transcript is spliced from 7 exons. The record is from RefSeq and is a predicted model, not a curated record. Lineage: Eukaryota; Fungi; Ascomycota; Dothideomycetes; Mycosphaerellales; Mycosphaerellaceae. Gene Ontology annotation, molecular function: metallopeptidase activity.
AUGGUUUUCAACAUGCGCGGUCUCUCUUGCAUCUUGCCCUUCGCUGGGCUCUUGGCCCAAGCGGCACCUCUCGUCGAUCGCUCGCUUGAAGUACAGAACACCACCAAUCUCCUGACCAAGCGCGCCCUUCCAAUCUUCAGUGGCUUCGGUUCGGAUCCCAACCGUCGUGCCAGGGCUGAGGCUGCUUUCCGUGAUGCUGUCACCCUGGCCGCCGAUGUUCUGAACGCACCUCGUUUCGAGGACACAUUCAACCUCUACUUCGACGGUGCCGGUGACAAAGACGAGAUUCUCCAGGUUUUCCGAAACGUGGUUGGUGACAAUAGUGACGGCACCGGUUCGAGCGUCAUUGGCAAUAUCGUUAUCGACAACGACGAUACCGGCGGUGGCUGUGGCGGCAAUGUUGUUGCGUUUACUGAGAACCUCAACGGUCGCAAGGCAGGUGCCAUCACUCUCUGCGAGAAAGCAUACGCAUUCCCCGACUUGGCGGACAAAGGCUGCGAGGAUCUUUCCACUACCGUGGGCACGCUCAUGUCGACACUAGGUGGAGUCGUUCUGCAUGAACUCAUGCACUAUCAAGAGAUUGGAGACCCAGCCCUGGGUGAUCACAUCACCGACUUCGGUGCUGAUGGUUAUGGCCCAUUGAAGGUCCGCUCCCUGAGGAGGAGCGAUGUCUCCAAAGCGCGCAUCAACGCAGACAGCUACCGCUGGAGGUUUACUGGUCCAACAGAUGUGGCAAGAGCUAUUCUGGGCCCCGCGACAACCGUGACACUGGCGACAGUGCCUGCGGUGGAUCGGUCUGUGAGAUCAUGUAGUCCAUCGCCAGAUCAGCAGGCUGGAAGCGUUGCUGGACACAGACUUCGACUUGGGAAGGCAAAGUUGCGGGCUCUCGGACAAGAACACCGGCUCGACCUCAACCUCAUCAAGAACCGUACACAUCAGGUAUGCUUCGCAAAACGCUCGCUGUUCCUCAGCACUCGGCAUAGGAUAUCUAUCAAUGAGGACAAUUGGGCAUUGAUCCUUGGCGGGAGAGUUGCGGACCAAGAUGUUCAUGUAGUUCGAGUCGCCGUGCAUCACGGUGGUCUUGCAUUCGUACUGCUCGAACAGCUUGACGACCCAGUCCAGUUCUCCGUUCCAGUCGAAGUGCUCGAACGUGGCGGGUGGCUCUUCCGCAUCGCCACUCUGACCGAAGAGACGGAUUGA